CGUGUAACUCGUAAGAGAUUUAGUGGAGUAUCGUGAAAUAUCAAGCAACCCCUAUUCCUCAAAGGUACCUAGGUCCUGUUACUAUGUAAGUACUAGGGUCUUGUUAGGUAGCUUCGUACAGGGUUGGCGGGUAAUAAAACCAGCGAUAAGAUUUGUCUGAGGAAAAAUUUCUGCAAACAUUCAAAACGAGGGCGGUGAGAUCGAGAAGUUCUUUCUUUUCUCUAUUUCUAGAGACUGGUGAAAGAGUGCUGGAAUCGUAGUAGACGAGAACUAUCGCAAUUCGCUGGCCGUAUUCCUGUUGAUUCAGUCAGGACUGAACCUUCAUCAUGUCGACGAUCACGCAGGUCGAAGUACCUGCCGUAAGGGCUCGCACAGGUCAAUUGAAACUCAAGGCAGAGCAUGCGAAGCAGGAGUUUCCGGAUAUCAACACCAUCAGAAAGGCUAUUCCUCCUCACUGCUUUCAGCCUUCGACGUUGAGGUCACUGUCCUAUGUUGCUCGUGAUCUCGCUAUGGCCGCUGCCCUCGGGUACGCUGCUUUGACAUACAUCCCGUCUGUGCCUAACCAAGCCUACCGGACCCUGCUGUGGACUGCCUACGGCUUCUUGCAAGGCCUUGCCGGUGUUGGCCUUUGGAUUUUGGCUCAUGAGUGUGGUCAUGGCGCAUUCUCGGUCCAUCGACACCUGAACGACUUCGUAGGUUGGGUUUUGCACUCAGCAUUGGGUGUGCCGUUCUUCUCGUGGAAGUUUUCUCAUGCCCGCCACCAUCGCUUCACCGGCCACAUGCAGAAGGACAUGGCCUUCGUCCCAAGGACGAGCCCGUCGGUCUUCAUGCAAUCUCUAGCGAGUAUCUUCAGCUUCGUCGAUAUGGAUGUUCUAGAAGAUGCACCUUUCAUCAACUUGAUUCGUCUGCUAGGUCAGCAAUUGGGAGGAUUCCAGAUUUACUUCCUCCUAAACGCGACGGCUGGAGAAGACAGCAUGCAGAACAUGGACGCCAAAUGGUGGAGACGCAGCCACUUUGAUCCCUUCAGCGGCGUUUUCCGUCCCCAAGAGGCGCUUUACGUCCUGAUUUCCGAUCUCGGUCUUGCACUUGUUUGUGCCGCCCUUUACUACGGCUCGAUGGCUCUCGAUUGGCAGACGGUGUUCCUAUUAUACGGGGUUCCGUACAUCUGGGUCAACCAUUGGCUAGUGGCCAUCACGUACCUCCACCAUACUCAUAAGGAUGUACCUCACUACGAUGGUGAGAAGUGGUCUUUUGUCGCAGGCGCUCUUGCGACUGUUGACCGAGACUUCGGUUUCAUUGGCCGUCACAUUUUCCACGGCAUUAUCGACACCCACGUCGUUCAUCACCUAUUCUCACGCAUUCCCUUUUAUUACGCGGAAGACGCUACGCGGGCGAUCAAGCCUCUUCUUGGCGACCUCUACCACAGCGACGAUCACUCAUUCAUGGCAUCUCUGUGGGAGACGUCCCGUGAUUGCCAAUAUGUGGAAAACGACCCAGCUAACCCUGGUGUUAUGAAAUGGCACGAAUAAAUACCUGUUAGGCUUUUCAACUUCGGAGUUGUAGGGCAUCAUGCAUAUACAUCGACCAGAUCAUUUUUCUGGCAU
Molecule: messenger RNA, 1604 nt
Organism: Annulohypoxylon maeteangense
Lineage: Eukaryota; Fungi; Ascomycota; Sordariomycetes; Xylariales; Hypoxylaceae
Product: fatty acid desaturase-domain-containing protein
Exons: 4
Coding region: 327-1529 (400 amino acids)
Biological process (GO): lipid metabolic process
Molecular function (GO): oxidoreductase activity
Source: RefSeq, a predicted model, not a curated record